Molecule: messenger RNA, 1960 nt
Organism: Talpa occidentalis (Iberian mole)
Lineage: Eukaryota; Metazoa; Chordata; Mammalia; Eulipotyphla; Talpidae
Gene: POP4
Product: POP4 homolog, ribonuclease P/MRP subunit
Exons: 7
Coding region: 229-891 (220 amino acids)
Biological process (GO): rRNA processing; tRNA 5'-leader removal
Cellular component (GO): ribonuclease MRP complex; ribonuclease P complex
Molecular function (GO): ribonuclease P RNA binding
Source: RefSeq, a predicted model, not a curated record
GCGAGGCGCCAUCUACACGCGCCCAGGGCCUGCGACCCUGGCGGUUUGCUGGAGUGUAUCCGUCUGUCGCCUUCGCUUACCUCGCGGCCUCUCGCACUAGGAACCUCUCUUCCGCAGACUUUGAGGAGAGAUGCUUUAGUGGUCCAGGGUUACUGAAUUAAGUAGAAAGAGGGAAAGAGCGCGACACUUGAAGAGACGUCAUCAGAGAGCACCGGAAGCGGCCCGAGAAUGAAAAAUGUGGUCUACCAUGCCUUAUCCCAGCAAGAGACACAAGAGUUCGAUGUUAAGCACCCAGGAACCCAGCGGGCUGAAGCCUUUGUGAAGGCCUUUCUGAAGCGCAGCUUGCCUCACAUGAGCCAGCAAGCCCGUGAGGACCAGCUGCAGCGCAAGGCUGUUGUUCUGGAGUACUUCACACGCCGGAAGCGAAAGGAGAAGAGAAAGAAAUCCAAAGGGCUCUCCGCCAGGCAGAGACGUGAGCUGCGGCUCUUUGAAAUUAAACCAGAGCAGCAGAGAUACAGUCUUUUUCUCCCGCUACAUGAACUUUGGAAGCAGUACAUCCGGGACCUGUGCAAUGGUCUCAAGCCAGACACGCAGCCACAGAUGAUUCAAGCCAAGCUACUAAAGGCAGAUCUUCAUGGCGCCAUUGUUUCAGUCACAAAAUCCAAAUGCCCCUCCUAUGUGGGUGUUACGGGAAUCCUCCUACAGGAAACAAAGCAUGUUUUCAAAAUUAUCACCAAAGAAGACCGGCUAAAAGUUAUCCCAAAACUAAACUGCGUGUUCACCGUGGAAAUCGAGGGCUUCACUUCCUACAUUUACGGGAGCAAAUUCCAGCUCCGGUCUAGUGAGCGGUCUGCAAAGAAGUUCAAAGCAAAGGGGACAAUUGAUCUGUGAGCUCCUGCCACCAGAUCCCAGCUUCCAGCGAGGCAUGAGCAGCUACUUCCAACUAGAGACCACCUCCAGCCCAUCCAGGUGGAGCCAGGCCAUGGAGUCACCCAGGAGAAUCAGCAGAGCCAGGAGGUCCGGGAGGAGGGCGGGUCUGAGGUUGGUUCUGUGUUCUUCCUGCAGAGAGAAGACAGCGGGGUUAACACUGGUUGAUGAGCAGUGGGAUUAUCAGGUUUUCAUUUCUUCUUGGUACUUUCUGUUUCUGAAUGUUGUAUGAUAAAUCCCUUGUUCAUGUCAAAAUGAAACACACGUGUUGGUAUAAACGCCACUGAAAGGAACAUCUCCUGCAGUGCAGGUGGGUGGAGGGAAGGGGAACCCAAGGUGGCACCUGUGUCAGAGCCUGGGGGUGCUGAGGGACCCUGAAGGUUCUCGACUUUGGCGAAGGAAAGAAUUCUCCCGGGAGUCAGUCUGGGUGAGUUAGGAGUGAAGCUUUAUUGCACGUGAGAGGACACAGUGAGUGGGGGUUGGCCCAGGGGUCUGAAGGCGGCUGGUUUAAACACUUGCUUAGCGCGAGGGGGCCGGGGCCCACAGAUGAGAUCCUGAAUCCCACUGUGCCUUCACAUCUGACGGUGAAGUAAGGCAGUUCUGCAGUCUCAGGUCUCACACCUUACUCUGGAAUGUGUAUAGACUUUUUUUCCCCCAGUCCCUGGAUAGGGGCGGGGGCUGCAGCCUCUGUGCUAAUUCCUGUUCCUGCUCACCCAGAUGGAUCAUGCUUUUUCGUACACUCUGUAACUCCUGCUUUCAGAGCUGCGUCUCCAGGUCAGGGGCAUGGAGCAUCUGUGGCGCCUGCCUUUAGAUCACAUGUGCUGAGGAACUCUGGCCUAGCUAAGGCUUUAUUUGCUGUUUCAAGAAAGUUGAAGAAAAGUUACUGGUGAAGUUGCCUGGGCUUGUCCACCUGGACCUGGAGCCAGCAUGGGUCACUGACAUGCUUAGUGGUCACUCCCAUCCAGCUUAACCCCACUGCAGUGUGCUCCUUCUAGAACCUGUUAGACUCCAGAGAAAAAUGGGUUGCAGAGAA